This is a messenger RNA of Lolium rigidum, 2143 nucleotides long. RefSeq names its product F-box/kelch-repeat protein SKIP11-like. The transcript is spliced from 2 exons. The record is from RefSeq and is a predicted model, not a curated record. Gene Ontology annotation, molecular function: protein binding. Lineage: Eukaryota; Viridiplantae; Streptophyta; Magnoliopsida; Poales; Poaceae. Bases 333 to 1628 code for a protein of 431 amino acids. Gene Ontology annotation, cellular component: nucleus.
UGGGGGAGGAAUAAAAAUAAAGCGAGACGAGAGGAGAAUCCCAAUUCCCCAAGUACUACUACUCUUCUUCUCCUACGCAGGCAGGAGAGAGCACAGCACUACUACAACUACAAGAGAGGAGAGGAGAGGAGAGGAGAGAGAGGGCGGCAGAGGGGUGCAGCAGGGGGCAGAAGCAUUAGAAGGGGCAGUUGUAACCAAGUGGCAGCAGUAGAUAGAGCCAGAGCCAGAGCCAGCCAUCUAUCUCUUCUCUUCUCUACAGAUCGCGGCGACAAGAUAAGCACGCGCAGAUUUCUGGAUCAAUCUCAGCUAGGCACAAGCCCGGAGCAGCAGCCAUGAUGCUGGAAGACCAAUCCUGCCUCGUCCCGCGCUCCCUGCCGGCCGCCUGCUGCGACCCGGACUCCGACUGGGCCUACCACGAAAUCCCCGUCCUCACCGGCAAGCGCCCGGCGCCGGAGGACGACUUCCAAGACAUGGACGACGAUGCGGACGGCGGCGGGAAGCGCAGCAAGUCGCCCUCCCCGCAGCCGCACACGCCCGACAUCACCGAGGACCACGGCUCCAGCCGCCACGUCUCCUCCGGAGACCAGCAGCAGCAGCAGGGCUCCGGGACCAAUCUCAUCGGCGAGAUUGGCCGGGACCUCUCCAUCAACUGCCUCCUCCGCCUCUCCAGGUCCGACUACGGCUCCGUCGCCUCCCUCAACCGCGACUUCCACGCCCUCGUCAGCCAAGGGGAGAUCUACCGCCUCAGGCGCCAGACCGGGGUCGCCGAGCAUUGGGUCUACUUCUCCUGCAACGUGCUCGAGUGGGACGCCUACGACCCCUACCGCCAGCGCUGGAUCCAGGUGCCCAAGAUGCCGCCCGACGAGUGCUUCAUGUGCUCCGACAAGGAGUCACUCGCCGUCGGCACCCAGCUGCUCGUCUUCGGGAUGGCGCACAUUGUCUUCAGAUAUAGCAUCCUCACCAAUUCCUGGACCAGGGCUGGGGCCAUGAACUCGCCACGCUGCCUGUUCGGAUCCACCAGCGUCGGCGAGAAGGCGUAUGUCGCCGGGGGCACUGACGCCUCCGGGAAGAUAUUGAGCUCCGCGGAGAUGUAUGACUCCGAGACGCUUAUCUGGACGCCCCUCCCCAGCAUGCACAGGGAGAGGAAGAUGUGUUCCGGGGUCUUCAUGGAUGGCAAGUUCUAUGUCAUUGGUGGUGUUACCCAUAACAACAAGGUGCUGACCUGCGGGGAGGAGUAUGACUUGAAGCGCCAGUCCUGGAGGGUCAUCGAGAACAUGUCCGAGGGCCUCAACGGCGUCACUGGUGCUCCUCCGCUCAUUGCCGUUGUCAACAACGAGCUCUACGCGGCUGAUUACAGUGAGAAGGAUGUAAAGAAGUAUGACAAGCUCAACAAUAAGUGGAUCACUCUCGGGAAGCUGCCGGAGCGGUCCGUGUCCAUGAAUGGCUGGGGCCUCGCUUUCAGAGCGUGCGGCGACCGCCUCAUCGUCAUCGGAGGUCCAAGGACCUCUAUCGGUGGCAUGAUUGAGCUCAACUCAUGGGUCCCGGAUCAGCAACCGCCUGUCUGGAAUUUGGUUGCCAGGCGCCCAUCCGGGAACUUCGUCUAUAACUGCGCCGUCAUGGGCUGCUGAGUCUGCUCAAUAAAAAGAUUCAAUCAACGCAGUGGAUAAUUUAUCAAGGAGGAUGAUGAUAGUAUGCACAAAGGCAGCCCCGCCCGCCCGCCCCUGUUCAAUUGCUCCAGCCCUGAUUCUUCGUAGCCAUUCUGCCCAGUUUCAGACAUUAACUGGGCCAACCUGCUGAGCGGCACCAGCAGUCUCAUGUAACCCCUUGAGUUCUAAUACUCUUUCUGUUUUCCCCUCGCUAAUCCAUUUCUACAUUUGCAUUUGGAUCAACAGCUCGUGAUUUCAAAGAUACGAGACUAUGCAAAAAACAAAAAAGACAGUGUUAUAUUAAUAAUCUAGAAACAACUCCAGAACUGUUGAUGAUGAACAACCUGUUAAGCAAUACUUGAUUCAUCUUUGGCUGCAGCAAGGGCAUAUUUUUAAUUUUCUUUUAUGAUGAAUAACUGUACCUCCUAUUCAUUGGUACAAUUCUUCUAUAUCCAGUUUGGUUCAAGAUGAUAUGCAUUCCUUGAAUUAUGUCAUCA